AGUCUCAAAAUAAGCACGUUCAGAGCUUGCAGAGAGACGAGGAGGGGAGGAGGUUCACUUUCCACUCAGAAGCGAGGGCCACGCUGCCCACAGACAUGCAUCAGCCUUGUCCUCAGACAUGAUGCAGGAUCCCGCAGCCCUCGGCACUGAGCAGAAAGCAGGGCCUCGGGGCAGAUGAUCGCAGGAGACAUCUUCCCACAGAGGCUGAAGCUGAUUUGGGAAAAUAUGUGGUGUCGUAGCCCCCGUCCUGACCUCCCCACCAUCCUGUUGUGGAUGCUUGGUGCCAGUGCAGCCACCCAAGACUUCUGCAGCUCUCCAGGUGACCUCCCAGCUCCUGAGCUGAUCCUGAAUGUGAUCAGCGCUCAGGAGGGAGAACUGGUUUUGGCUCACUGCUCCAUGGGUGGGGAGUUUCCCGCUACCCAAAUCAUCUUCUGCAAGGAUGGGAUGGAGGUGUACAGCCUGAAAGCCGUACGGGGACAACUGAGUUACUCCGUUCCCCUGAAGGCCUCCCAGGAGAGCACGGGGAGGUACACGUGUGGGUACCAGCACAAGGAUGGGAGCAACCGGGUGAGAAGCUCUUCCCUCAGUGCUCCCCGGGACCUGGCAAUCGCAGGCACUGCCACCACUCCCAGCACCAGCCCCCAGGAAAAGCCAUCGCCCGGAGCACCCACAACAGGCAUCGCACUGGGCGUGGUGGCUGCCUCCCUCCUCCUGCUCCUGCCUCCAGCAACGUAUUUCACCGUGAAGAAAUUUGCCUGUGAAGGGAGAAACCAGAGGCCACUCGCUGUCACCGGCAGUGCUAAAGACUUGCCUGAGGAUCUGUGUGCGUCCCCACGUGUCCUGUUCUGCUCUCCUAGGGGUGGGGUCUUUGCUUGCAAGGCAAAGAUGUCAAUACUGAUGAACUGGGCAGAGUUAAGGUGGACAGAUCAAGCUGUGAGGAAGAGUCAUUGUACGCCAAUAGAGGGAAAGUGAGAGAUGACUCAGCCAGAUUCUGAGUUAUGCAGCACAUGAGAUGGCAUUCGCAUGGAUUGCUUGAGCUGCCUCUCCCCUGCGAGGAUUUGUAUUUGGGGGGCAGGAUCCUGGGACAAGGGGCUGGACAUUUCCAGAGGGGCUCAGGAUGCCUCAUUCCCAGCUGGCGAUUCUCCUGUCCUCCAGUGACUCUGGGCUUUGGCUCUCCUGGGGGAUGUGCACUUAGGGAGCCGCCAGAAGAUCCAGAGACCUCUCUCCACAAAAUGAGCCUGCUCCCAGCUUUGUGAAGAGCGAGUUGUGCAGGCAGGGGUGGCAUCCACACAGCUUAUCUGGGAAUGGCUGGGAAACACGGGGAAAGCAUGAAAGUUCUGCAAGCUUUAAAUAAAAGUAGGAAUUUCC
This is a messenger RNA of Dromaius novaehollandiae (emu), 1368 nucleotides long. RefSeq lists its product as uncharacterized. The coding region runs from base 175 to 972 and encodes 265 amino acids. The record is from RefSeq and is a predicted model, not a curated record. The transcript is spliced from 9 exons. Lineage: Eukaryota; Metazoa; Chordata; Aves; Casuariiformes; Dromaiidae.